Molecule: messenger RNA, 1509 nt
Organism: Fusarium sp. VM40
Lineage: Eukaryota; Fungi; Ascomycota; Sordariomycetes; Hypocreales; Nectriaceae
Source: the annotation of a GenBank genome assembly
AUGUCUCAUCAUGGCCAGAUUCAAGACCCUGACAAUCGUGGAGGAAUUAGACAACGCACCAUUCGCCGCAGCAUCCAAAAGCAAAGAGAGAGGCAGAUGAGCGACUCUGCCACGGACGCUGACGUUGACGACUCGGCUGAUGCGAGAUUGGCCGAUAGCAUUGUUCUUAGGACUAGCACCAUUGCUGCAGCUAAUCCCACAUGGCUCAACAAAUGGACUAGCAAUCCUCUUCUUGCGAUUUCAUGCAAUCUUCUGGAUCCGUUCGAUACCCUUUGUGAAAGUCCUAUAAGACUGCAGCAGCUACUAAGACAUCCAUCAGCCAAGUCUGUUGGGGAACCGCUGUUCCGGAUUGAUGAACAUACCAAUUAUGUUCUAUUUCAGAGCCUUCAUAGUGAAGCUAGUUCCAUGCCGUUGUUGGCUGACAAGGCAUCAUUCCAUGCUCUAUCGCUUCUGUUAGCCUUAGCAGCAAACAGCCACAAGCCAAAUUAUGAGACGAUGUAUCACCGCGGCCAGGUGCUUGAGCCUCUUAACUUGGACCUAUCCCUUUCUGAUGCCGGCGUACCGUCACUACAAACCAUCACCGCUAUCCUUAUGUUGAUCAGUUACGAAUACCGGGUCCAAGACACCAUGCCUGUUCCCACCAAUGCUGCUACUCAUAUCCGUGGCCUUCAAAGUAUAAUCAAUCAACGUAGUAUUUCCACCAGCGGACAUAACCACGCGCGCAUCAAACAGAUUCAGCGUGCCUUGUUCUGGCAGGACAUAAUCUGCUCCCUAGCAACUGGUACUCCUCGACUCUUGCAGCUAGACAACCAUGAUUUCUUUACUCGCCUGCGGGAGGACCAGACGUAUCGUAGCUACUUCGCUUUGCCGCAAGGCUUCAAGAUACAUGCUGAUGGGUGGCCUGCAACAUCCUCUACCGUCUUCGAAGAUCUCAAUGCGAUGUGUCGCCUUGUGGAUAGAAUACACGGGCAAGAAAUAACUACACUCCACCCAGACCACGAUGUGGUUUCAAUACCGCUGAUGGAGGACCUAGAUGACGAGGGAUACCCAGUAUACAACAGCCAAGCCGACCUGGAGAUUCGACUCGUGGACCUUCUCAGCAAAACAGCAAGAGGUGGUACUCAGAAACAAGAAGACCUUAUCUACAGGGCGUGUCUUUUUGCAGCAUAUCUCUGUACAUACAGGCUUUCCUCAGGAGUUUGGGCAGGUCACUUUGCGCCGGAGAUAUGCGUCACCGAGAUACUCAAUUGCAUGACAGCCUUCACAAGACACAUGUCGCCAUGGAAUUUUGCGCCAAUCAUCUCAUUAUGGUUGCUACAUGUGGCUGGUGGUCUGACAAAGAGCCAGCUUCAUAGGGACAAAGCAGCAGUGUUGGUGAAGCGGUAUCGAAGCUUCUACUCAUCUGGCUAUAGUUUGGACUGGGAAGUAGUCAAGUUGAAGCUGAAGGAGUUUAUAUGGUGUGAACGUGCAAUGGCGAAACCUCUUAACAAUUUCUGGCAACAAUGCUAA